AUGUCUGGAAAGUUCGAACCAAAGGUCCCGGUUCAGUUGAACCCGCCUAAGGAUGAUGCUAUCUCUCUGGAUGAUCUUGCGAAGGCCGAUGGCAGCGAGGGUCAAAAGUGCUUUGUAGCUAUCAAGGGCAAAGUUUACGAUGUCACUGGCAACAAAGCGUACCAACCGGGAGGUUCAUACAACGUCUUUGCUGGUAAGGAUGCGUCUCGGGCCUUGGGCAAGACAUCAACCAAGGCCGAGGAUGUAUCGUCAGAAUGGAAGGACCUCGACGAUAAGGAACAGGGAACGCUCAAUGACUGGGUCACAUUCUUCUCCAAGAGAUACAAUGUUGUUGGUGUCGUUGAGGGAGCCACCAACAGGGAGUAA
Molecule: messenger RNA, 366 nt
Organism: Truncatella angustata
Lineage: Eukaryota; Fungi; Ascomycota; Sordariomycetes; Amphisphaeriales; Sporocadaceae
Product: cytochrome b5-like heme/steroid binding domain-containing protein
Exons: 4
Coding region: 1-366 (121 amino acids)
Cellular component (GO): membrane; endomembrane system
Source: RefSeq, a predicted model, not a curated record